AUGAGCGUGGUGCUAAUCAUUGAGCGAAGAAUUGUGCAAGACAUCUCUCGCAUCACUCGUGAUCCCCCCCACGGAGUGAAGGCCUCUCCUUUCUCAGACAACAUGAUGUAUUGCCAUGCAAUCAUCAACGGGCCAGAAGACACUAUGUGGGAGACAGGCACUUUCCACUUACUGAUUAAAUUCACGGAGGACUACCCGACUUCGCCGCCGAAUGUCCGGUUCCUGACGCGAAUGUAUCAUCCAAACAUUUACUCAGAUGGAAAAAUUUGUUUAGACAUCCUGCAAAACCAGUGGAGUGCCAUGUAUGACGUCGCAGCGGUGCUUACUUCAAUUCAAAGUCUGCUAAGCGACCCCAACCCCGACUCUCCAGCCAACCCUCAGGCAGCAAAAAUGUUCGUUAACAACAGAGUUGAGUACGACAGGCUUGUUCUGGAAUGCGUUGAAGACAGCUGGGCGAUUCCAACUUUGCCAGAGGGAACCUUUGAGGAUGAGUAA
Molecule: messenger RNA, 495 nt
Organism: Eimeria acervulina
Lineage: Eukaryota; Apicomplexa; Conoidasida; Eucoccidiorida; Eimeriidae
Product: ubiquitin-conjugating enzyme e2, putative
Exons: 4
Coding region: 1-495 (164 amino acids)
Biological process (GO): protein polyubiquitination; DNA repair; proteasome-mediated ubiquitin-dependent protein catabolic process
Molecular function (GO): ubiquitin conjugating enzyme activity
Source: RefSeq, a predicted model, not a curated record